UUUUUUUUCUACACAGAGAAUCAUCGUCACGAAACAAGUUGACCUCUUCCUAGCUCCUGCAUUUUUAGCUUCUACAAUAUUCUCUUCCCGCGGCACCGGCAUCCCGCAACCCCCUCAAAACGAAGCUCGUUUUCUUUUGUUUUCUUUUUAUCCUGUCUACUAUUUAAUAAAAACAAAUCAAAAUGGCCUCCUUUUGGAACUCAAUAACAGGGAACAAACCCGAGCCCAAGCCCUCCUCGGAAGCCCCUACACAGCAACACACCUCGGCGCCAGCCUCGACCCAGAACCCAUUAUUCGACUCAUCACAACCCCAAGGCGUCGAUGCUUUCCUCGGCAGCUCUGCUUUCACGGACCCGUCAGCGCUGCACCCGCUAGCAGGCCUCAACAAGGAUGCGCUCGAGUACAUCACCCUCGAGGACUCGACCCUUUCAGAUUUGCCCGGCUCGCAGUCCGUCAUCCCCUCGCGAGGCUGGUCCGACGACCUCUGUUACGGCACCGGAAUCACGUACCUUGCCGCGCUCGGUGUCGGUGGUGCCUGGGGUGCGCAGGAGGGUCUGCGUAGGUCGGUCGGCCAGCCGCCCAAGCUGCGCCUCAACUCUGUCUUGAACGCGGUCACCAGGCGAGGACCUUUCCUCGGAAACUCGGGUGGUGUUGUAGCUAUCGUCUACAACUUGGCCAACUCCUACUUUGGCUACCUUCGCGGCAAGCACGACGCUGCCAACUCCAUCGCUGCCGGUACGCUGAGCGGCAUGUUGUUCAAGAGCACUAGGGGUCUGCGGCCUAUGAUGGUUUCCGGUGCUAUCGUCGGCUCCGUUGCGGGAGUUUGGGCUGUGGCACGGAAGACCUUCGAGAAGGGGUCUGAAGAGGAGAUCGCACACUAAAUAUGCCCGUUGUACUUGGAAUCAAGACAUCGCAGCGAGCAACAGCCUUCGACUCAAUCAUACACAAUCCGACACCCAGGCCCAUUCACCUCCUGGCGUGUCUUGUACAACUUUUAUAUACCCACCCGGACCAUGGGUGUUGAUGACAUAUUAAUCCGGUUACCUGCUUUUUCUUACUUUGAAUACAGAACAUGGCGGUUCUGGUGGCCCAGCGCUGGAUUACAGCAAAAAGCCUCGUCGUUUUUCUGCGCUGUUGGCACAUUUUAGACGGAGGGUUGCGGGAACUCGAAAAGAAGCUGGUGAUCUCUACUCCUCUCUGGCAACUGUACACUAGACUGGGGGGUUUGUAUGCAUAGAAAGCGCUCGGUCGAGCGUCGGGGCGAAGGGCAAGGGGCGUUGGUCAUGUCAAUGAAAUGUGAUUGACUGAUAUUUGUUGUUGCCUUCCUAUGAUGUUACGUCUGAGUACGGGGCUGAAAACUGGUGAUAGUGACAAUUUUACAGUCGGUCAGCCCCUGACCAAGAAGAAAUCAGGUUGG
This is a messenger RNA of Pyricularia oryzae 70-15, 1417 nucleotides long. Its product is annotated as mitochondrial import inner membrane translocase subunit tim23. The record is from RefSeq and is a predicted model, not a curated record. The transcript is spliced from 2 exons. Gene Ontology annotation, biological process: protein import into mitochondrial matrix. NCBI's taxonomy places the organism in Eukaryota, Fungi, Ascomycota, Sordariomycetes, Magnaporthales, Pyriculariaceae. The coding region runs from base 183 to 881 and encodes 232 amino acids. Gene Ontology annotation, molecular function: transmembrane protein transporter activity. Gene Ontology annotation, cellular component: mitochondrial inner membrane; TIM23 mitochondrial import inner membrane translocase complex.